This is a messenger RNA of Daucus carota subsp. sativus, 1946 nucleotides long. RefSeq names its product high affinity nitrate transporter 2.5-like. NCBI's taxonomy places the organism in Eukaryota, Viridiplantae, Streptophyta, Magnoliopsida, Apiales, Apiaceae. Gene Ontology annotation, cellular component: plasma membrane. The coding region runs from base 218 to 1744 and encodes 508 amino acids. Gene Ontology annotation, molecular function: nitrate transmembrane transporter activity. Gene Ontology annotation, biological process: cellular response to nitrate; nitrate transmembrane transport. The transcript has 2 exons. The record is from RefSeq and is a predicted model, not a curated record.
UAUAACUUCUCCAGUUGUUCUUUUCUUAAUUUCAAAGGCCAAGAAUCAGCUAACGAGCCUCCAAUUCACAGUGUAAAUGUUCUUUACAGUUUUGUCCUCACUUCGCCGACUUAUGUCAGCUUCUUCCAAAUUUUAGUAUAAAUCAGGAACGCCGGUGUUUGAUAUUAUCAUCAUCUUUUACUCCAGCAUUUGAGAUAUUUUUCUCUCUGAAAUUGAGAUGGAGAAUUCUCAAACAGAAAGCAACAGAGAAAACAAUGGAGGGUUUUCUAGUCCAGUGGAUUCGGAGCACAAGGCCACUAAACUGAGAAUACAAUCAGUGGCAGCACCUCACAUGAGAGCCUUUCACUUAUCCUGGAUAUCUUUCUUCGCUUGUUUUGUAUCCACCUUCGCUGCUCCACCUCUUAUUCCUCUGAUUCGCGACAACCUCGACUUGACCUCAACCGACAUAGGGAACGCGGGGGUGGCUGCAGUGUCUGGAGCUGUGUUUGCGAGGAUUGUGAUGGGGACAUUAUGCGACUUGUUUGGGCCUCGUGUCGCCUCUGCAGCGCUUAUGCUCCUUACAACACCAGCAGUUUACUGCAGUGCACUAGCCAAUUCUCCAGCCUCGUUUCUCCUUGUGCGCUUUUUCACUGGCUUCUCGCUUUCCACUUUCGUGUCAACUCAAUACUGGAUGAGCUCCAUGUUCUCUGCUCCUGUUGUUGGCACCGCGAAUGGCGUGGCUGCAGGCUGGGGAAACCUUGGGGGCGGUGCCACUCAGCUCAUCAUGCCAUAUGUGUUCACCCUUAUUCAUCAUAUUGGUGCAACAAAAUUCACAGCAUGGAGAAUUGCUUUUUUCGUUCCAGCUGUGUUCCAGACCUUGUCCGCGUAUUCAGUGUUUUUCUUAGGCCAAGACUUGCCUGAUGGGGACUUCGCAAAACUUCAGAAAUCUGGAGAUAAGCACAAAGAUAAAUUCUCCCAGGUGUUCUACCAGGCAAUCACAAAUUACAGAGGGUGGAUCUUAGCCCUGACUUAUGGCUACUGUUUCGGGGUUGAGCUAACUGUGGACAACAUCAUUGCACAAUAUUUUUAUGACAGGUUCCAUGUGAAUCUUCACACCGCAGGAAUUAUUGCAGCAAGCUUCGGGUUAGCAAACUUAUUUUCAAGACCAUUAGGAGGCUAUGUUUCAGAUGUUAUGGCAACCAGAUACGGAAUGAGAGGUAGGCUAUGGACACUCUUUCUGGUACAAAUCUUAGGAGGCUGCUUAUGCGUUCUCUUGGGGAGAUUAGGAUCUUUAAGUACAUCUGUUACCGUGAUGCUUGUGUUCUCUGUAUUUGUUCAAGCUUCAUGUGGUCUCACAUAUGGAGUGGUUCCAUUUGUUUCAAGAAGGUCACUGGGAGUGAUAUCAGGGCUGAUCGGAGGAGGUGGAAAUGUAGGCGCGGUUCUGACACAAGUAGUCUUCUUCAGAGGAUCGCGAUUCAAAACCGAGACAGGCAUAACUCUGAUGGGAGUUACCAUAAUCUGUUGCACUCUCCCUAUGAUGUUCAUAUACUUUCCACAAUGGGGAGGUCUGUUCUGGGGUCCAUCAUCCAAAGGCAUAACAGAAGAGAACUACUACAUGUCUGAAUGGUCUAAAGAGGAACAAGAGCAAGGCUUCCACAAAGCAAGCCUGAAAUUCGCAAAUAAUAGCAAAGGUGAAAGAGGUAAAAGAGUGGCUUCUGCUCCCACACCUCUAGAAGGAACUCCAGAAUCAUAUGGGCAUGUUUAGUUUGUGAAAUUAUAGUUAAAUAAAAUGUCGUGUUAUAAUAUGACCUCUUGAAGCUUUCUUGUUUUGUGAAUAUUCUAGUGAAGAAGUUUAGUUGGGAAACUUUGAGUAGAAGAUGCGAGAGGAACGUGAUCCUUUGUUCCAUCUGUUAGCCAUGACGUUUUCAUUUGUCGGUUUGUAUGCAGUUAUGCACUAUCUUUUGCAA